UGGCAUUUGCGCAGUAAAUUUAUCCAGUUGCACAACAUAACUUGAUGCUCAAUGGAAUAAAACACAUAUUUUUCCACUAUUAUAAGAUUAAAUCAUUGAAAAACGACUGGGUACUCUGAAAAUACAACAAAAUUUCAUUGGCCAGUGUUUCAUUCAAACCAAGCCGAACACCAUGAGUGUCCAUGUGUUUGACAACAAAUUGGUGCUGAACAGUUGUAAACAACUGUAUCUUGACACGAAGACAGCUGACGUGAAUUUUGUGUUCAAAAUUUAUUCCAAGCGUACUAAAAGUGUUCCAGCCCACAAAAACAUUCUCUCUGUUGGAAGUCCGGUUUUUAAUGCCAUGUUUUAUGGUCCAAUGAAGGAAAAAAGCGAUGUAAAAAUCGUCGAUUCAUCCCCCGAAGCAUUCAAAGAGUUCUUACAGUUCUUCUAUCUGGGAAAACUUCGAUUGACACCCAACAACAUCAUUGCGGUGACGAAAUUGUGCCAUAAGUACGAAGUGCCUGAUACGUUGAAGCUGUGUGAAUUAGCACUGCAAGUGGUGCUAACCAUCAAUGAUAUGAGCACAUAUUAUGAAUUGGCCAUUCUUCUCGAUUUGGAAAGCACAAUCACAUUUUGUGAACAACAGAUUAUGCUGAACCCAGAAGUAAUACUGAAAUCAGACGAUUUCUUAAAGUACGAUCGAAAGAUGCUGGACAAAAUUCUGGAAUUGGUGACAUCGAAAUGCAACGCAUCUACCAUUGUCAAUGCAUACAUGUCUUGGGCCAAAACCAAAUGUGUGCAAAAUGGCGUGGUAGCAACGACAACAAAUCUAAAGAAUGAACUUGGCUUAUUGGUGGGUAAAAUCCCAAUUGAUCAACUGUCAUCGGAAGAAUUUGCCCAAUUUACCGUCUCCUAUAAGGAUCUAUUUGACAAAACUGAUUUGGAAGCGAUCAUUGUAAAGAUGAUGAAGCAAAAGGAAAAAACUGAGAAUGAAAGGAAAGAAAUACAAACAUCGAAGGCAUCAAGUUUAUUGGGGAAACGACCAAGUUCUGUGCUCAAAUUGUUCGACGAUCCCGACGAUGACGAUUAUUGGUCAGAUUUAAAUAUUCUCCAUUUUCCUGAGCAUUAGAAUAACAUAAUAAUCGUCGAAUUCUUGGAAUAUUCAAAUAUCAAAAAAUAAAAUAAAAUUUUCAUUUCCAAUA
Molecule: messenger RNA, 1184 nt
Organism: Contarinia nasturtii (swede midge)
Lineage: Eukaryota; Metazoa; Arthropoda; Insecta; Diptera; Cecidomyiidae
Product: BTB/POZ domain-containing protein 6-like
Exons: 2
Coding region: 173-1111 (312 amino acids)
Molecular function (GO): protein binding
Source: RefSeq, a predicted model, not a curated record